This is a messenger RNA of Cylicostephanus goldi, 686 nucleotides long. Lineage: Eukaryota; Metazoa; Nematoda; Chromadorea; Rhabditida; Strongylidae. The record is from the annotation of a GenBank genome assembly.
UUUAUUUAGUUCUCUCGCUCUCCAGCGUGAAAGCCGUGCUGGACUUCCUGAAGAAACUUUUCUGCGACGACUUCCAAGUUGCAGCUGGUGGACGAGCUGACAGCUUGAUAGAUGUAAUUACAGAGAGUGUUGCGGAAAAUGGUUACACAAGGAAGUUCCAAGUUCAUGUGCUUACUGCGCUUGUCCAUGGUGUCUUUGACCAUUUGAUAAGUACGGAUUUGCUUGUUUCGUCAUCCUUACCACCAAAUGCUCCACCACAAUCGUUAUCUCAGGUGGGUGUCAACAUCUCUUAUAUGGCGAUGCGAGCAGUAGAUUGUCUUUGGAAUGGGCUGCUGGUUGGAGAGUCGCUAAGAUUGCUCCAGCUUCUCUACAGCGUGUACGGCAUCGCUAGUCGCAAGGAGAAUAGGGAGAUCAAUCUGGACAGCUUGACAUCGUCCAUAAUGCGGUGUGUGCUUUACAUCUUGAGCAGACCGAUUGAAAAUGUGCAGAUUCAAAUGUCUGUUUUGGACACCUUGUCCUCAGUGGUGACGAAGCGAUAUAUUUUCCUUUCAUCUAAUGAGAGCUGGUUCUUCACUUCGCUCACGCAUCUGAUCUUCAUGCUCAGUGUUACACCAGAUAUCAUGCAACAAGAUGGAGCACCACUGGAGAAAGCAAGUGCGCAGGUGAGUUUAUUUAUUCACCACAUA